ACGCAUGCAUACCCCAUUUCUAUCCAAGCUGUUGGCAGAGAUAGUGCACUCACUGCGCUGAGAGCAGCGGUCACAAAUCAAGUACGUCUCGGCAAGUCAAUUUUGUAUCUACGGUGGAUAUUACAAUCCAAGCCUUAGAUCUCUGCUGAAGAGACAGAAGAUGGACUCAGCCAUUAACAGCCACCUUGUGCAGAACCUGUCCAUUCUUCUGAGUGCUGGUUAUUCCAACGAGACCUGUCGCUUUGAUGAGGAGUUUAAGUACAUCCUACUGCCUGUUUCCUAUAGCCUGGUGUGUGUUCUGGGUCUGGUGCUUAACUCUGUGGCCUUGUGGAUGUUCUUGACCAAGAUGCGACCGUGGAACACCAGCACCGUCUACAUGUUCCACCUGGCCCUCUCAGACUUCCUGUACGUUCUCUCCCUGCCCACCCUCAUCUACUACUACGCUAACCGCAGCCACUGGCCCUUCGGCGUGGCCGCCUGCAAGAUUGUCCGCUUCUUGUUCUACGCCAACCUCUACAGCAGCAUCCUCUUCCUCACCUGCAUCAGCGUCCACCGCUACCUGGGCAUCUGCCACCCCAUCAAGGCCCUGACCAUGGUGAAGCCACGCCAUGCCCACGCCGUGUGUGGAAUGGUGUGGGCUGCUGUCACGGCGUGUCUGGUGCCAAACCUCAUCUUUGUCACCACCAGCCAGAGGGACAACGACACGAUGUGUCACGAUACGACCAAUCCCGAGCAGUUUGAGGAGUAUGUGGACUACAGCUCUGCGGUCAUGGUCCUGCUGUUCGGCGCCCCCUUCAUGGUUAUCAUGGUCUGCUACUGUCUGAUGGCACUGGCUCUGUGUCGGCCCAGACGGGGGCUCUCGCCCAGCCAGCAGAACUCACCCUCACGCACCAAGUCCAUCAAGUUAAUUGUGGUGGUGCUGGUGGUGUUCGCCGUGUGUUUUGUACCCUUCCAUAUCACACGCACCCUCUACUAUACCUACCGUGUACUGAAUGCCAAAUGUGAAUUCCUGAACAUCGUCAACUUUGCCUAUAAGAUCACCAGGCCUCUGGCCAGUGUGAACAGUUGUAUUGAUCCCCUCCUGUAUUUCCUGGCUGGGGAUCACUACCGCUCUAAGCUGGUCAAAGCUCUCACUGGAAAUAGACCGACAACCACCAGCCUCUCUGCUGCCUGCCUGAAAAAGCGCCCCAAAAAGAACCAUGAGAUCGCGCUGGUCUAUAAGAACCCAGAGCCUAAAGCCAGCAUUGAACCUAUGAGAUAGUGGGUUAUACAUAUGGACAACUAUGGGGCAUCAUAUAGAUAUGCCUAACCUCCAUAAUAUAAACAUGAAGGAAACAGUUAAUAGCCCUAGGCUGGCCACUACACAGCUGCACUUUCUUUGGAUGCUGUUCUGUCAUUUCAGACACAGGAUGACUACUGUCCAGGGUGAACGAAGGGGCCUCUUGCCAGAGCUCAGACCUGAGUGAGAAAUUCAGUUCCUAUAAGGCUGUUCGGUCAAUGUCAUGUUAAAGAGAAUGAAGAAGUGGAAGUACGGACGAGUUCAGAAAACAGUGGUGAAAAAGUACCCAAUUACCAAACUUGAGUGAAGUAAAAAUGAAAGUCACCCAGUAAAAUACUACUUGAGUAAAAGUCUAAAAGCAUUUGGUUUUAAAAAUACUUAAGUAUCAAAAGUAAAACUAUACAUUAUUUUCAAUUCCUCAUAUUAAGCAAACAAGACGACAUCUUUUUCUUGCUUUUUUAUUUACGUGUGUUUAGUGAGUCCACUAGAUCAGAGGCAGUAGGGAUGACCAGGGAUGUUCUCUUGAUAAGUGCGUGAAUUGGACCAUUUCCCUGUCCUGCUAAGCAUUCAAAAUGCAAUGAGUUCUUUUGUGUGUCAGGGAAAAUGUAUAGAGUAAAAAGUACAUUAUUUUCUUUAGGAAGUUAUAGUUGUCAAAAAUAUAAAUAGUAAAGUACAGAUACCCCCCAAAAAACGACUUAAGUAGUACUUUAAUGUUCUUUACACCACACAGUCUCCUUAUCACCACUAACACUUUAAAACAGUGUUGUAAGUAUGUAGUACCGUGAGACAUCUACAUUCCCCCUUGUUAGUAAGAAGCUAUGGCAGGUAGCCUAGUGGAUAAGAGUAACUUAAAUGUUGCUGGUUCAAAUCCCCGAGCCGACUAGGUGAAAAAUCUGUUGAGCAAGGCACUUAAUAACCCUAAUUGCUACGAUAAAUUACUCUGGAUAAGAGCUUCUGCAAAAAUGUAAAAGCCAAGUCUGUUUUAAACAUGUACUGUACAGUCUCUUCCUACUCUGAAUACUUGUCUAUUAAUUUAAUUCUGCCGGUUGCUGUGCUUGUAAGACAAGAGUUCAAAUCCUUUCAACCAGGGGAACAAAACAGUUUAUGUGCCUCUGUCUGAGCCAGACUGUCAUCUCAUAGAAUAAAAUCUUAACUGGCUUGCCUAGUUAAUUAAAGGUUAAAUAAAUCAAAUAAAAUAAAAAUAUUACCACACACUGUUAUGCAAAGCGUGUUAUGCACAGUAGCUACAGGACUCUGAAGAGCAGGAGGAAAUGUAUGUAAUCUGUAAUCUGUUUGUUCAGAUUUGUGUUAUUAUGGUAGCACGUACUCAGAGAGAGGCUCUGUGGAUGGGUAUAACAGAUUGGAUUAUUAUGGAUUAUCGGUGAGUUACUGUGAUCAUCAAAAGCAUCUCUUCCUAUAACAUUUUUUAAAUAUGAUCCAAGGAGUUUGGCUGGUAAAAAUGUCUUCCUGUCACGCCCUGACCUUAGUUAUCCCUGUUUUUCUAUAUAUUUUUGUUAGGUCAGGGUGUGACUAGGGUGGGUACUCUAGUUUUUGUAUGUCUAGGGUUUUUGUAUGUCUAGUGUUUUUUGUAUGUCUAUGUUGGCCUGAUAUGGUUCCCAAUCAGAGACAGCUGUUUAUCGUUGUCUCUGAUUGAGGAUCAUAUUUAGGUAGCCAUUUUCCUCAUUUGUGUUGUGGGAUCUUGUCUAUGUUUGGUUGCCUUAGUGCACAUCAGUAGUGGCACAUGUCGGUCGGUCGGUCGGUCGGUCGGUCGGUCGGUCGGUCGGUCGGUUGUUUUGUUCAGUGAGUUUCGAUUUAUUAAAAUUAUGUGGAACUCUACUUAUGCUGCGCCUUGGUCCGAUCCUUACGACGAACGUGACACUUCCAGUCAGAGUGGAGGUGACGUUACAAUAAUAAAAAAAACUCAAAGGUUGAGGCCAGCUGAAACAGUUCAACAGAAACAGUGUGUGUUAUCCAAAAAAUGUGUGGUAGCUAAAGCACUAGUCCUCUCCCAGCUGUUUGUGUCCUUCAGCACAGUCCCCACAGCUGUCUAUCUGUCUGUCUCUGCUAUGAGGAAACCAGGGGAGUGACUGAAUGGGUGUGUAGGCUGGAGUAUCAACUCCAUCCAACAACCCACACUUUGGAUAAAGAGGAGAUUAUUCUGCAUUACCCAAUUUGGAUUCAUUACUUGACCCAACAUGGUCUUUUUCCGCAUUAGUUUUGGUUGUUGUUGCUCUCAGAAAGACUGCCUUACUUUCCAUGUGAAAGCAGAUGUCUCUGUAAAGCAGAUUGCAUGUCAGAGGUUCAUUCAUUAGGGUAUUUGAAGUACUAUACUGCUGUACUUCAUAUUAAAGCUACUGGUCGUGUUUAUAAAAGGCAUUAUAACUCAGGUUCAAGGUAUGAUAGGAAGGCACAUGGUUCAAUAGGUUUAUAACAAUAUAAUGCCAUUAAAUCUAUUUUUUUAUAAAUCUA
Messenger RNA from Oncorhynchus masou masou (cherry salmon), 3748 nucleotides. RefSeq names its product P2Y purinoceptor 4-like. Gene Ontology annotation, biological process: G protein-coupled receptor signaling pathway; transepithelial chloride transport. Gene Ontology annotation, cellular component: plasma membrane. Bases 161 to 1261 code for a protein of 366 amino acids. The transcript has 2 exons. The record is from RefSeq and is a predicted model, not a curated record. NCBI's taxonomy places the organism in Eukaryota, Metazoa, Chordata, Actinopteri, Salmoniformes, Salmonidae. Gene Ontology annotation, molecular function: G protein-coupled UTP receptor activity; G protein-coupled purinergic nucleotide receptor activity.